UUAUGUCGUCCUUUUAGAACUAAAAAAUAAAAAAUAAAAAUGGGCCAGCUUAGUGGGCAAAUUGACCGAAAUAUAAAAAUAUCAAAUCAGACAACUCGUUAUCUCAGAGUAAUAAAUAAACAAACAAAUAAAUAAAAGUUAAAGGCUUAGAGUAAAAUUAAAUUCAAUCGUAUAAUACCUACCAUGACAACCCCUUAUUACUUGAAACGUUCCACUGUGACAUUCUAAAUUCUCCCACUAAUACUCAAAAGAAAAGAAGAACACAAGUGAGAGAUGGAAACCACCGAAGCUUCACCGUUUGAGAGCAGUGAGAUGGUGGCAACAUUUCUGGCCUCCACGCCUUUGCUUUCCGACUCGUGGAAGCUCUGCAGCCAUGCCAAUGCCACUGCGCCUCACGGGUUCGUCGCCAAUCGGAUCGGAGACGUCACUUCCGUCGCCUUUUCCGGCGUCCAAAUGGUGCCCGCAGCAGCUGCAGGGGGGUUAGAACAGAGUUGCUGCAGGAACUUGGUGUCAUUGGCUGCCGCCGCGGACGGCCUUUUCCCGGCGUUGCAACGCCGCGGUGAAGGGGAGGAGCCUGUCAUGGUUCAUACUGGGUUUUUGAAUCUGUUCCUCUCCGUCUAUAACUGCCCAAGCUUCCGAAACCAGAUGCUUGAAAUAAUGAACAACAACAAAUCAGUAGUGUUCACAGGGCACUCCAUUGGAGGAGCACUUGCUUCUCUUUCAGCUCUUUGGCUCCUAUCCAAUCUCCAAUCCUUUCCUUCUCCCCUCUCAGUCCUCUGCAUCACCUUUGGCUUGCCUUUGCUCGGCAACAAAUCCCUUUCUCGAGCCAUCCUCCAAGAAAGAUGGGGUGGCAACUUCUGCCAUGUCAUUGCCAAACACGACAUUGUGCCCCGACUACUCCUGGCACCACUCACUCCACAACUGCAUACUCUACUACAGUUCUGGCACUUAUCCAUGACUUCUCCAUACUUGAGAGAAGCUGUCCAACUAAAUGACAACGACAAAUCCGAGUUGUUUCAUUUAGUGCUGGCUUGUACUGAAGAAUCAGCAAAAGCAGUAGAAGAACCGGAUAUGAGUAUGUUCUGGCCAUUCGGGAACCAUAUGUUUUGUUCAGAAGAUGGAGCCAUAUGCGUGGACAGUGCCACGGCUGUUGUGAAAAUGCUGCAUUUGAUGUUGGCAACUGGCUCAGCAAGUUCUAGCAUCGAUGAUCAUCUUCGUUAUGAAGAUUAUGUAGGCAAAGUUUCUAUGCAGUUCCUGAAGAGGAGAGGCUUUCCGGAAGAGGAGAUUCCUGAUUCUAGCUAUGAAGCAGGGAUUGCACUGGCAUUGCAAUCCUCGGGAAUAUCUAAUCAUGAUUCAGUUUCUGAACCAGCAAAAGAUUGCCUAAAGAUGGCAAAACGGAUGGGUCGUACACCCAACCUCAACAGUGCUAAUCUAGCGAUUGAAUUAUCCAAGAUCAAUCCACUAAGAGCACAAAUAGAGUGGUACAAAGCAACAUGUGAUGAUUCUCGUGAUCAAAUGGGGUACUACGACACUUUCAAGCAAAGGGGAGCCUCAAGAAGAGACUCUAAGGUCAACAUGAACCGAAUAAAGCUUGCUCAAUUUUGGACUGUGCUAAUCGAAAUGCUGGAAAGCAAUGCACUGCCCUACGACUUUCACAAGCGAGAAAAAUGGGUUUAUGCUUCCCAAUCCUACAAACUCCUUGUCGAGCCAUUGGACAUUGCAGAAUACUACCGAAGUGGGAUGCACCGAACCAAGGGUCAUUAUCUGAAGCAUGGCAGGGAUAGAAUGUACGAGAUUUUUGAUAGGUGGUGGAGAGACAGAAGGGCUGUCGAGGAAGAAAAUGACAAGAGGACCAAGUUUGCAAGUCUGACACAAGAUUCGUGUUUUUGGGCAAGGGUGGAGGAAGCAAGGGAGUGGCUAGACAAUGUUAGAAGUGAGAGCGAUGCAAGGAACCUGUCUCUGCUUUGGGAGAACAUUGAUAAGUUUGAACAGUAUGCAAGGAGAAUGGUUGAGAGAAAAGAAGUGUCUAAAGACGUGGUGGCGAAAAACUCGAGCUAUAGCUCGUGGAUGGAAAAUUGGAAUGAACUAAAAUUACAGCUGCAGCAAUUCCCUACUCGGUUUCCUAGUUGUUUGGAUGGGGAAGUAGUUCCUUAGACUAUAUUGUAGCUAGGAUCAUGAUAUGACUUUGUAAUGCAUUCAUUUCAGUGAAUGCUUUUCUAAUGUACAAUAGUUCAUGAUCUAGACUGCAGAUAAAUGAAACAGAAAAACCAUUCUUGUACGAAA
Molecule: messenger RNA, 2283 nt
Organism: Cornus florida
Lineage: Eukaryota; Viridiplantae; Streptophyta; Magnoliopsida; Cornales; Cornaceae
Product: lipase-like PAD4
Exons: 4
Coding region: 274-2154 (626 amino acids)
Biological process (GO): lipid metabolic process
Source: RefSeq, a predicted model, not a curated record